UCAGCUGGGGGAAAAAGAUCCUGGUUGGUGACACUGACACAUGGCACAAAGCACGGGUGUGGUCUCUUUGAUGAACACAGCCAUGGGUUUCUCAAAGAUGGGUGGGACUGAGGCUAGCUGGGGCAUCCAGAGGGCACUGAACCAUUUUCUUUCUCUAGGAGGGGUCCCUCCCACUGCCCAUCAUAACCUUUCCUGGUAUUCAUUACCUGCGUAUGUCUUCAAAAUCUCUCUUAGCCCCGGCACACGGCAAUCUGUCUUUAGCUCGAGGGAGACUGGUUCUGGUCGCUGUAGGCUCCAAGACUUGCUCCUGGCAGAGAAGUGGUGAGCCUUGAGGCCAGAAGACCGUUGGGACCAUCUGGGCCUUCCCUUACUACAGGAAAGAUGGGCUUGGCCAGGGACAGUCAGUGAGGUGCCCCUCCACAGCAACAACAGGCAAAGCAGAGAUGUGAUGAUUAUUUGCCUGAGCCUGAAUGGAUUGUGGUACAGAGGGAACAAACACAUUUUGUGCUGGGGGAGGGUCAGAUGUGUAAUCGGGGCUGGGAGAGGCAGCAGCGUGCCACAAAGGAGGAAGGCCAAUACCCAGGCUGGAGCACCAAUGGAGACAUCUUUUUUCCCUUCUUGGGCAACCUACUUAAGACUACAUAUUUUAUAACUUUACCUGAAAUUCUUAUUGGAACUACUGGAAAUGAAUUUGACUGACUACAAAGAAGGAAGAAGGCUGAUGAACAAAGCUUCUUUAGCAAAUGUAAGGAAAGAUGAUUAUGGACCAGCAGCCACUCUUCUGUAGGUGUUUACUGGAUAAGCAAGGCAUAGCCUGUCCACGUGGAGAGUAACCAGGAAAUGCUCCAAUUGAAACCCAGUUCCAAAUGAUUUCAUUGCUGGGUCUGUACGCUUUGGAUCCUCAUGCCAAUGUCAGGGUCCGGACCAUGGUUGGAACAAUGAAGAACGAGGACCAGAAAAUUCCUGAAAAAAUGAGCAAAUAAAAGAAAAAAAGAUGUCACUGAUGUCUGAGCUACACCCUCUUCCUCACCUGGAUCUAGAGAAAUGACUGCCCUAACAGAAGAGUGAAUGGGCUAGUGAAACAAGUCACUUUAAACUUUUAUUGAGCAUCAACUUUUUGCAGCUGUUGUACUGGACGCUGGGAUUACAGCUAUUGGCCAUAUAGUGUCUGCUCUUCAGGAGCUCAAGAUCAAGUCAGUUGUGCUCUGGAGCUUUGGUGAAAUUGAACUAGUUAAUGGGGGAGAUCCUUUUCAUUUGUAACUUGCAACUGUCCAUGACCAUGACUGACUCUCAAAGGCCCAGACAAAAGGGCACCUUAGGGUUGCUGGGGGAGACGGCUUGUGUUCACCAAGGGAAGGCUGGAUGGAGAGCAUUUGAAGACCUAUCAGCCUGUCACCUGUGCAGAGAAGGUGUCCUUUCCAGCCUCACUAAGGGUGCCUUGUUUGCUGUGAAAAGCAGACAUGUGUAUGCAGGCGAGGCUCUAUUUUGGAGACACUGCAAGGCUAUAACUGCAGACUGCAGUCCUCUGCCUGAAUCCAAGACAGACCAGGACAAGCUCAACGUGGAAAGAGGAGCCUUCUUUGUCUUCACUCUCAGAGAGAGAACGAGAUACAGUUCUGGAGCCAUGGACUUUAUACCAAAGUGCCUGAUAUGGGAAAGGAGAAAGAAAAAUCUCAAGAGCCAACAAGGUGACCAGUCAGACCUUCGUUCCACUAUGUCACUGUUCAACCAAACUAUUCAUAACCAUCAGACCUUUACCCUGAUUGGGAUUCCAGGAAUGCCAGAGAAAGACUUCUGGAUGGCCUUGCCCCUCUGCCUUCUUUACAGUAACACAUUCCUAGGUAAUUUCAUUAUCCUUGUUGUCAUAAAGGUUGAGCGAAGUCUCCAUGAACCCAUGUAUUAUUUUCUGGCUAUGCUAGCUGCCACUGACCUUAGCCUUUCAUUAUCUUCCAUGCCCACCAUGAUAAGUGUUCACUUGUUUGACUGGCGCUCAGUAACCCUUGAUGUCUGCAUCACUCAGAUGUUCUUUAUCCACAACUUUGGAGGAGUGGAAUCAGGUGUUCUGGUCGCCAUGGCCUUUGAUCGCUUUGUGGCUAUUCGCUUCCCUUUGCGCUAUGCCGCCAUUCUCACUCAUGGAGUCAUCAUCAAAAUUGGAGCAGCAGUCCUGCUACGGAGUGUGAGUGUAGUGCUCCCUGUGCCUUUCCUCAUCAAAAGGCUACCUUUCUGCCACUCCAAUGUCCUUUCCCACGCAUACUGCCUCCAUCAGGAUGCCAUGAGGCUUGCCUGUGCUGACACCCGUGUCAAUAGCAUCUAUGGUCUGCUGGCUGUGAUCUUCAUCAUUGUACUAGAUGCCUUGAUCCUUUUGAUUUCUUACUUUCUAAUCCUCCAUGCAGUACUGGGCAUUGCUUCCAGAGAAGAGAGACUUAAGGCUCUUAAUACCUGCUUCUCUCAUAUCUGUGCAGUACUGCUCUUCUAUGUGCCUCUCAUUGGCAUGACUCUGAUUCACCGCUUUGGGAAGCAUUUGUCACCAGUAAUACCCACACUUAUGGCCAAUAUCUACCUGCUGCUCCCUCCUCUGCUCAAUCCUGUUGUGUACAGUGUUAGGACCAAGCAGAUCCGGCAGCGGAUUGUCCGAGCAUUCUGUGGGAACAGGAUUGGCCAUUAAUGGCAUCUAUGAGUUCUGUGCGAAUGCAGUCAAGUCAGGGAAGGGUAUCCAAUGCGGUACUGUCCAAUAGAAUUUCCUGCAGUGAUGGAAAUCUCUGUUAUUUAGUGCAUAACCACUAGCCACACAUAGCUAUUGAGCAUUUGAAACUUUGAUAGUACAACCAAGGAACUGAAUUUGUUACUUUUAUUUGAUUUUAAUUAAUUGAAAUAUAAAUGCAAAUGGUCAAAUGUAGCUAGUAGCUACUGUAUUGAACAGGACAAAUAUGAGUUAUCAUAUGCCCUUGCAUAAUGGUUUGGAUGAAAGCAAUAAUUUAUCUUAAGUAAACUGAUAAAAAUAUGCAUUUUCCCUUCUUAAAAUGGUAUAUAACAGCUUACCAACAUUCUGAAAAGUUUUAUUUCUUUAAGUAAUCUCUAUACCCCAUGUGGGGCUUGAACUCACAACCCUGAGAUCAAGAGUCACAUGCUCUUCUGACUGAGCCAGCCAAUCACUCCACAGCUUAUGAACACUUAUAUAAAAUAAAUGUAUAAAUAAAUAAUAUUAAAUAAAUUUAGUAUCAGUUUUAAUAAACUUUUGACAAAUGGAUAGAAUCACGUAACUACCACUGACACCAAAAUACAGAAAAUUCACAUCACUCUCCAGAAUUCCCUCAUGCCACCUCUUUGUCAUCAACCCCUCUAUCCAUACCCACUCACUCCUGGAAAGAACUGAUUUAUUCUCCAUGCUUGUAAUUCUCCUUUUUCCAGGGUAUCUUGGACCCUGCAGUGUGUAGUCUCCCAUGUCUGGCUUCUUAGCAUAAUGCAUUUGAGAUUCAUUCAUGUUGUAGUAUGUAUUGGUUGUUUCUUCCUUUUUAUUGCUGAACACUAUUCCAUUAUAUGUCAUUAACAAUCUUUUAAAGAAAAAUUCCCAGAUUAUUUUUGCUCCAUUAUAAUCACUUUGGUAUCCAACACUUAACAUAGGACAUUUCUGUUCUUUUGCUUUUUGUGUUUAUUUGUAUGUUCUUUGAGUAUUUUUUAUAAAUAUAAGGUGUGUAUGUGCAACAGGUUGAAGCAAGAGAGAAAAAAUAUUAAAAUGAAAAUAACAAAUGAGGAGUAUGAGAGAAUGGUGCCCUCAAUGAACUGGAAGAAUAGGAAACUAUACAUAUACUUUAAAUUUUAAUUUUAUUUCCACUUCUUUUUUGUCCAGAAAGCUUUUCUGACAUGGCUGUAAUUAUGUUAAGAAUUUCUCAUACUGUACCCUAACUUACUAAUAGUAUAUCUUCCCCGCUAUUCUGUACACUUCAUAAGAACAGGGACCCUUUUAACUUCAUUUAAGUCUAUCCCAGGUACUUAAUGUAGUUCAGAACAUAUAUGAUAUACGCUCAACAUGUAUUUUUUUAAAAUUAACAAGUGAAUGAAAACUGAACUUUAUCAAGAUUGAUUCCAUGCUUCCAAACCUCUUUGUCCCAUUUAGUAUUAGUAAGUCUCAUUUGAAAUUUCUAGAGCCACUCAUUUUUGCUGACGGGAAGCAGUGGAAAGGGGUGGUGUUUGCAUAUAAAUAUGAACAUUACCUACCAAGUAACUUUAUGGAGUUUCUUAAUCUCUCUACAUACUCAUUGGGAUCAAUAUCUUUCUUCAGUGUUCCCAAUAAAGAUACAAGAAUAUGGACAGGAAAAUGUUUCAAGGAGGAUAAAAAGUAAAUGAUUAUUAGAUACGGUCAGAAGUAUUAAUUCACUGCCUACUAUGCAGAGGUAGGAUGAAUAGAUUGAGGACUGUGUUUUCAACCAUAUUUUCUGAAGAUAUAGUGGAAACAGUUGACUAUAGAAGGCAGUAUAGUAUAUAGGUUAAGAUUUAGAGUAAGACAAACAUGGACUUGAAUGCCAGCUCUGUAACUUGCUAAUUUUUAGAUGGGUAAAGUUAUUCAAAACCUGAGUUUCAAUUUCUUUAUCUGUGAAACAACGGAAAAUAAUACUAAACCCAUAGGCUUGAUGAUGAAUAAAUACAAUAAUGUGUUUAAAGGGUUUAGUACGAUUCUUGGCAUGUAUCAUGAGUUCAUCCAGUGCUAGUUUCAUUAUACUUAGAAGGGUAGGUGGGCUGCAGAUGUGACUCAGUGAAUAGGAUGGCUUCUUAGGAGGGGCUCCUGGGUAAAAGGAGGGACAUGGGAAUUGCCACGGGGACAAUGAGACCUAUUAGGAAGAGUACAUUUUGGAAUAGAGAACAGAAGAAAGACUUCUUUGCACUCUCUUAAUCGUACUCUGACACUCAGGGAGCCUCCCUGGCUGAGACUCUGUAGCCUAAGGCAGGGUGAGGAGGAAUGAUUGUAGUUAUUGGAUCCAGGCAGGCAGUUUUAGAAGAUAUCCAUUACUGUCAGCCCCCAGGGCCAGGACUCAACUUACAACCCCUGAUGAAUGGAGAUUGCAUGGGCCUGGGAGCAGAGUUUGAAGCUGUCAGGAAGAGGUGUCUGAGCUGUUGUAGAGGAACAUAUUCUUAUGGGUCCCAUAAUUCUUGCUCCAUCCAGUACACUCACUAAUAAAGACAGCUCUCUGUUGCCUAAUGACUCUACUGAUUUUCCUAUAAAGCCCCUACUCUUGGGAGCUUGUUUAGUCCUUGCUAUGUGGUGGAACCGGAGAGAGGUUGGUGGUGUUUCCUGCUGAUGUGAACAGGUAAGAAGAGUGCAUAAAUGAAUAAGGGAUGGGAGGCAAAUGGAUUAAAGCAUGAGGAAUGCUAGGAGACAGAGGGAAGAGAGAAGUGCAAUAAAUGAUAGUAGCUACAAGUAAGCUGGGGUGAAGAAAUGGAGGGGUAUACUGGAGCCUGGAUAAAACUGAGAUAGGGAGACAGAGGACAAGAGAAAAGAGGAUAAACAGAAAAGGAGAUAGGACUCAGAACUCUGCCUGUGGCCAAGACCAUUAAGCUUACUAAUUGAAGCUUUCUAUUGUUCCAGAUCCUACUUUACUAGCUAGCAUUGGGAGAAGAAAAACAAGAAUACCCAAAUUUUAAGGAACUUACAUUCCAGUUAAAGGAGAUGACAUCUGCAUAUAUAAUUCUAAUAUCAGCCAUGCCUCCUUACUGUAUUAAGAAUCAAAUGAGGAGCACCCAGGUAUCUCAGUCAGUUGGGUGUCCAACUCUUGAUUUUGGCUCAGGUCAUGAUCUACUGUUUGUGCUUUUGAGCCCCACAUUAGGUUCUGCGCUGACGGUGCAGAGCCUGCUUGGGAUUCUGUCUCUCUCCCUCUCUCAGUCCCUCUCAAUGCCCCCCCCCUCUUUCUCAAUAUAAGUAAACUUAAAAAAAAAUUAAAAAGAAUAAAAUGAAAGCUCCAAGCAUGAAGUGGUGCAGAUAUUUAGCAGCAGAGGGGAAGUUUCUGGUUAACAUAGCCUGAAGCUGUCAGGGAAGGUUCCACAUUGUGGACAGAAUAGAUUUCAGUGUUGAAAAAUGACCAGAAGGUUUGGGAUUGAUAAAUGGACUGGUUUUACCAUUACUGAUGCCAUGGAUACAUGGAUUGGUUUUUACCAUUACUGAUGCAGGGAUGUUGACCUUUGGGUCACUAAGUUACUGAAUUGGGUGGAUCUUAUCCAAGUCAGUGAAUCUAGGCUUUUGUAUAUGAAUUGGUAGACACUGCUUUCUUUCUGGCCAUUAGAUGGAGAACUGAAAAUAGAAAACUCUAGCCUAUUCUGGGUAGAGGGCAGUGCAGAGAAAACCUUGAUUAAUGAAGGCACUGAACUUUAAUUCUAUAACUAGUUCCAGAGUGUAUGAACUCACUGGAUCUAGGGAGGAAAACUUUACUCCCUGUCCACAUAUCUACAUUCCACAGGAAACAAGUUCUCCAGCAGCAAAAUGAGCCAUAGUCUCCUCUCCUCCUACCCUCCUUUCCUCACAUCAUCCGGUGUCAUCUUUUUGUCCUUAUUAGAUACAAUUCAAAGAAUAGAAAAUAACUGGUAUCUGAUUUAUGGUAAUCUUAUCUCUCAGUUACUCUUCAAUUCAAAAACUCCUCUCUACAUACACCAGCACACAGAGAUACACACAAUAUCAGUAUAUAAAUAUUUACACAUAUUCCUAAACAUACAUGGAUGUCACAAGUAUACUUCUUUAAAUAAACCAUGAGGACAUUGUUCUCUCUUUUACUGAUUUCUCAUCUCUAACACUCCUCUAAAUUAUGUAUAUGUAUAUACAACAGAGUAUAAACAAUUCUUAUAUUUUAAAAGAAGAAAAUCAUACUGCCCAACUGUUCAACUUCUCUCAUGAGCUUAGCUUCUAGAAAUGGUUUAUGGUUUAAUGAAAAAUGAUAGACUUUAGAGUUAGUAAAUCUGUUUUGAAUUUUGAAUCAGUACAUAUUUUACCUUUGAUACACUAUUUUAUCUUGCCAGUUUGAUUUCCUUUCUUUAAAAUAGGAGAAAAACAUCUAUAUCCAUUUUCCUGGGCUUAUAUAAAAUUAUAUACAAGAUGGAUAGUAAAUGUUGACAUAUACAAAGGAUCAUAAUUCUCCUUUUCUCUUAACCUAGUCUCCUUCUUCCAGUCAGUGAGAGGAUAUUUUCCCUGGUGUCUAGGGAAUGAUUUCCCUCUGGGUCAUCCUUCCGUCAAAACUUCCAGGCUCAAUUUAUAUUUCUCUCAUCUAGUGUUUAUCCAUAUCUCUAUCAUCUGUAAAUUUUUUUUAUCUACCCAUUAAUACAUCUAAUUAAAUUAAAUUAUUUGAAUCUUUACCACGUACCAAUCACCAAGCUUUUCUCUAGAGAAAAUAAAAAGAUGAAUACAUAUGUUUUAUAUUCCCAGAGAGCCAGCAUUCUAGAGGAAGAAAUAAAUGUGAUUAAGAAAUAGACUUUUAGUGCUAUAAAAACCACAUGUAAAGUACUAUUGAAGAAGAGUCAAUAGAUUGAGUGAUUUGGUGUUGCAGAGAGUUUCUUGGAUGGUUAUCAUGGAAGAAAGUCACUCUUUUUUUUUAAUGUUUAACAGUGGCGUUUUAGGUAAAUGAUUGAAGGCAUUUAACAUUAAAUUCAAUUUACUUCACAUUGUUGUUUGAAAAUGCAUUAUUAGCAAUUCUUAAAUAUUUCAAAUCAACCAACUUAAGUACAGAAGGCCUGCUUGAAAGGAGCCUGGGACUCAAGUCCAGAUCCCUAACCUCUCUUGCCAUGAGUCACACUGUGAUACUUCUGACUGGAUCAGGAAGGGUCCUGCACCUGUCAACCUUGAAGUUCCCUCAUAUGAAUUCACCAGUGAUGACACAGUGAUUGUUGGUUAGAGAUUCACUUUUAAUGUGUGUGUUCAUCAGGUUGAGAAGAAUAAAACAGAAAUAUCAUAGCCUUUUGCUUUCCUAUCUGGCUACUCUCCUCUUGUGUCCCCAUGUGGUAAUAACUCUUCAAUAAUAUUUUGCCUUGGCUUCUCACACUAUUCAUUCCUCUGAGUUGAGUGAGUUUUGAAUGCAAAAAAUAUUCUUUAUUCAUUUCUGUUUCCCUGGCCAUCAGCAGUAACUGACAUUGAAAUAGUCAUUUAGAGUCUAAAUGGUUGACAUGAUACAACAAGUUUGUAAUCUAUAUCUCAUUUGGCACUAGUUUUCCUAAUUCUUAGUGUUUUUUCCAAACAUGUAUAAUAUAACAAUAUUAAAUAUUAUACCAGAAAAAGCAAUUCAUCUUUUUUUUUCCUUUGGAGUAACAAGUGAUUAUUUCUAUCAACAUCUUCAGUAGACUGGAGGAGGGGGAGAAAAUAAGGAACAACCUCUUAUAUUUAUGUUUAUGUAGCAACUCACAGGGCCUGAUACUAGCAAAUUUCUUGCACCCACUCAGAUACAAGACAGAAAACCUAGAUUACUGAAAAAUAACAAUACUUAUGGCUGGCCAGAUCCACACAACACCUGAAAUGAGUAUAUUAUUCUUUGUUAGCUCUUUGGGUUUUUUGUUUUUUGGUUUUUUUUGGAAUUUACCAUCUUUCUUUUUUGAGUUCAUUCAUUUAUU
Felis catus (domestic cat) is the source of this 8577-nucleotide messenger RNA. RefSeq names its product olfactory receptor 51H1-like. Gene Ontology annotation, biological process: G protein-coupled receptor signaling pathway. Gene Ontology annotation, molecular function: olfactory receptor activity; G protein-coupled receptor activity. Gene Ontology annotation, cellular component: membrane. Lineage: Eukaryota; Metazoa; Chordata; Mammalia; Carnivora; Felidae. The transcript has 5 exons. The record is from RefSeq and is a predicted model, not a curated record. Bases 1235 to 2665 code for a protein of 476 amino acids.